Molecule: messenger RNA, 213 nt
Organism: Leptomonas pyrrhocoris
Lineage: Eukaryota; Euglenozoa; Kinetoplastea; Trypanosomatida; Trypanosomatidae
Exons: 1
Coding region: 1-213 (70 amino acids)
Source: RefSeq, a predicted model, not a curated record
AUGUAUAUAGUAAUCAAAGGAGUGUGCUCAGUAUCUUGUAAUAAUAACUCUCCUUUUUCGCUUUUCGCUACGUCUUUGUUUGGGGAUUGUUUCUUACUUUUUUUUGUCCUCUUCUCUUUUAUUCUGUGUACAUGUGCAAGUGCAAUAGGUGAACGUUCAGUGUACGUCGCCGCUACAUCUUUCCAUGAGCAAUGCGUUGCAUCAGCUGCAUGA